Molecule: messenger RNA, 1078 nt
Organism: Triplophysa dalaica
Lineage: Eukaryota; Metazoa; Chordata; Actinopteri; Cypriniformes; Nemacheilidae
Exons: 2
Coding region: 139-870 (243 amino acids)
Source: RefSeq, a predicted model, not a curated record
CCUUUUCAGCGCUGGAUCUGGUGCGAACAAGGUCGUUGUUAUUAUCAUCGCUGUUUUGGAGUAUCGGGGAAAAUCAUCGGUGGAGUUGUUAAAGUCCACGGUUAAUCGAAGUAUCAAUUAAAACAAAAUAAUUUCAGAAUGGAGGUCAUCGAAUCAAUUGUCACAGACGGCAUUGAAGUGGAAGAAUCAACGACUACAAUUUCAACUUUGGAGACUGAAAAGUCAAAAACAGAGUUUGUGUGGACACUACAAGCAACAUGGCAUCUAGUCCAUGUUCGCCUGGAAAUGGACCAAAAGUUUGACCAGCCUGUGUGCAAAAAGAAGAAGCUGUGGGAGACUGUGGCUGAGAAAGUUACUGAAAAGUUAAAGGUGGAUGGCUGCACAGACAUCCCAGUCAAAGCCUUUGAAUGCGACCUGAAAUGGAGGAACAUGUUAGCUACAUACCGCAAAAAUGCUGAACGAGCCAAAAGACUGGGAAUCAAUAGCGUACACUGGGAGUUCUUCAAGGAGAUGCACGAGGUGUUGGGUAGAAGCUAUGAGGAAAUCGAGGCUCAGCGCAAAGCAAAGCUUAAUGGCACGAAGCUUGGCAAGGCAAUAGCCAGUAAAAGAUUCACACCAAUCCUACCAACGCCCACCUCAGUCACAGCCACGCAGUUACCCAACACCAAGCCCCCUCAGGAUUUACUGCAGUUGUACCUGGAGCUGCAGGAGAGGAAAUUGAACAUGUGGGUACAGCAAAAAGCUCUAGAAGAGAGGAAGAUUGAAGCCAUCAAUAAUCUGGCACGUGCCAUUACUUGUCUGGCACAGGACAGUAAUGUGCAACUGACUCAAGAAUGUGUCAUGCCAGAGAUCAAGAUUUCUCAACAAUAGUCAUGUCUUUGGUAUGUUCAUAUUAGAUUGAGUGGAUUUCUAUUUUUGGAGAUAUUGUAAAUCCCGUUAAAAAAAACUGUUCCGACAUGUCACAAAAUGAUAAAUGUAAUGUUACCUUAAUGCUUUGUCACUUUCUGCAAAGUAGCCUGUUUUACAUCCAUUGAAAAAUAUGUUAACAUUACUGAGCAGUUCAUGUCAUAGUCAUGUA